This is a messenger RNA of Aspergillus caelatus, 476 nucleotides long. RefSeq names its product tetratricopeptide repeat protein. Gene Ontology annotation, molecular function: protein binding. The transcript has a single exon. The record is from RefSeq and is a predicted model, not a curated record. NCBI's taxonomy places the organism in Eukaryota, Fungi, Ascomycota, Eurotiomycetes, Eurotiales, Aspergillaceae. The annotation marks the transcript as partial.
CUUUAAUCAGCAUGAAUAAUCUGGCCAUAAUAUUGUACCAUCAGGAUCGACUGACAGAUGCUCAGAAGAUGUCAGUGGAUGCCAUGGGGAGUAAGGUUGCUUGCCCAUGUUGUUGAGAUCAAAAGGAAACUGUAUGGCGAAGGACAUCCUGACACCCUCACUGACAUGAAAGACUUAAUAUCUAUGUUCGCGACACAGGGUCGGUGGUUGGAUGCUGAGGAGCUCCUCCUACACGUGCUGGGAAUCCAGACGAGGGUAUUUGGCCCUGAGGACCUAGACACACAGGACAGUUUCGAUGACCUGGCUUUCAUUAGGGAGCAGUAUAUAAAGUCUACUGCGUUUAGAUGAGAUAUAAAUAAAGCUAUGGACAUCAAACGGCGUGUUCUGAAAAUAAUUAAAAUGAUAUGAAGCCUAAGCUCUGGGGCAAAGUGUUUGUGACCUGCUUAGAAAUGCUAUUAACUGAAGGAGGAUGGUCG